AUGGACGAGAAAGCAGCUUCGCCAAAGAUAGAGGACAAUAACCAAGACAAACAAGAGCCUACCAAAUCAAGGCGACGCAGCAGCCGAAGCAAAUCCAUCACAGAUUCCACCGCCGUGGAACCAGCAGCCAAGAUGGAUAUCGAUGAUGAAGAAAAUGAAAAAUCUAAAGAUUCCCUUACAGAUCGUUCUGAAAAAAAAUCCAGUCAACAAGCAACGACAACCAAGACCGACAAUGACGAGAAACUGUCUUCAUCGAAAGGAGGUGCACCUGAAGCAGCAGCUGAUCAGAAGAAGGAUGAAACCAUUUCCGCAUCCACUACUGCGGACUCGAACACAAAAUCCAAAUCCAAAGCAUCCACGAAAUCAGAACCCACAGAAGAUAUUUCCAAAACGGAAGGUGCUGCAAAAGAUUCAGAGGACAACAAAGCCGACGGGAAUGACGACGAGAUGCAAGAAGAAAGUGCAGAGAGUGAAGAGGAUGAAUAUAGCGAAGAAAAUGAUGACGAAGACGGAUCAAAUGCCACAAGAAAGCGCCAACGGGGAAGGUCUACGGACAGCAUUCGUGCCAAGCGGUCUCGAGUCAAACCUACCAAUCGUUACGAGCCAGUGGACUUUAGCGUGCCCAAGGAGAAAGCAGCAACCUCCAAAUCACCAGGCAGACCGCCCAAACGUUCUGCAUCCCAAUCAAAGCCAGCAUCAACUCCGCAAAAAACCAAAGGGGACUACAUCACCGUUAUCAAGGGGCAAGGUAUGAAAUUGGGAGACAUUCCAGUCAUUCGCAAGAGGGUCGAAGAGUCGGACAUUGACAGUCCCGAUUUGUACUUGGUCCAUCGACUCUUGUAUUCCUACAAAGGAAGGGGUUCCAACAAGCUGUUCAAGACGCAUAUUUUGGAGUAUUGUGGGUAUAUGCGAAAGCCAAUGGAGGGUGAAAAGGAGGAAAAAGUAGAGGAGGAAAACGCAGGAAAUGAGACAUUCAUGUCUGCCAAAGUGUUCAAGUACAGUAUCGAAAAGUUGAAACUCUUUAUGGAUUUCUUUGAGAUUGAUCGAUCACCCAACAAGGAUGGUCCACUGAAUAAGGAAGCCAUUGUGGAUCGCCUGUUGGACUUUUUGUGCGCCCCCAGUCUGGAGUCUAUGAAUCCAACAGACGAUAGUAGCAGUGAAGAAGAAGAAGAAGAAGAGAGUCACGAUGGCGACGCAAUCACGAAAGAAAAAGAGGAGAAGGACGACUCGAAAACAGCCAAGACAACUGCUGAUGACAAGAAAAAGGAUGAUGCAGCUACGCCAGAGGAACAAGUAGCAAAGAAGGAUGGUACAGAUAUCACCAAGACAGAAGAAGCCAAGAAAGACUAUAGUGCCAAGGAAACGGGAGCAGAGACGAAAGGUACAAAGCCAGUGGAUACGGAAGAACAGAAGAAUGAUGCCGAACCUAAAGGAACUGGAGAGACCCCAAAGGACUCGCAGAAAUCUUCUGCUACAGCAGAGGCAAAAGAGAAACAAACCCCAAAGGAAGAAAGCAAGAAAAAAGAAGAGAGCAAGACAGAUAAAACAACUGGCAACAAGGAACAAGACGAAGGAGUUGAUAGAAAGACUGCAAACUCCCAAACCUACCAAGAAUGGUGCAAGAAAGCCCGAAUCGAAGGAGCCUUCUACUUGGUACGAGAACAUGAAAAGGGAGACGAACCAAGCGAUGCCGCACUACGACAGUGGGUUCAAGCCUAUGUGACUUGCUUUGAUAUGUCCUCGGCUACCGCCAAGCAUGCGAUUGAAACAGCCUCAGCAAGGUUUGGCGUCAACUUGGUACAUCGCAAGGACCUGAUUCGAGAAUUUCUAGUGUCCGAAAUAUAG
Molecule: messenger RNA, 1845 nt
Organism: Cylindrotheca closterium
Lineage: Eukaryota; Bacillariophyta; Bacillariophyceae; Bacillariales; Bacillariaceae
Source: the annotation of a GenBank genome assembly